Molecule: messenger RNA, 3012 nt
Organism: Haliotis rubra (blacklip abalone)
Lineage: Eukaryota; Metazoa; Mollusca; Gastropoda; Lepetellida; Haliotidae
Product: cell surface hyaluronidase-like
Exons: 23
Coding region: 1-3012 (1003 amino acids)
Source: RefSeq, a predicted model, not a curated record
AUGGGGCUCCACGUGGUGGUUUGGAACCUGGACGGAAGUCUCUACGACUUCGGCACGUUCUUCACUGGAGAGACCUGGGACACUGAAGCUGAUAGUUUGUUUGUGGAGUUUCUCAGAAUUAUCCCCACUGGUAAAGUUGUUGCCAUCAGUGUUAUGCGUAAACUGGGCAUUGAAGCAAGACCAGGUUGGGACUGGGAGUCUAUAUUUUCUGCUGUUGAGACCCUGGGUGGACUGACACAGACACAGAUGAAGAACGUCUCAGACACAGACGCGUAUGCCUUCAUCACUGUGACAGGAAACAAUGACGUCACAAUGGAACAGCACAUGCCUCUGGAAGGUAAUGCGAAGUACACAAUCACUGAUGACGUUCACGUCACUCUCUGGGGAAGUAAACUCAAGUUCUAUGCUGAAAGUGCUGUCAGGAUAGUGAACGACCAUAAACUCCCUCAUGACGUCAACUUCCGGGUCACGUCAACUGAUAUCGCCUACCCAAAGAUUGACGUCAUCAAUGACGUAUCUACAUGGCAACCAGGUGAUCAUGUUCUGUUCACCCAUAUAUUGAUGUUUCUCUUCAUGAUAUGUUCUGACUGUUUUUCUCUUCAGUUGAUCAUGUUCUGUUCACCUAUGAAUACGUCUACGGACUUUGACUGGAAACAGGCGGAAGAGUUUGAAGUGUUUCCUUGUGACGACUGCGCCAACAACCAGUUCCGGGUUAAAGGUCGGAGAAUUCAAGUUCCCCACUACGGCAAGGUGUAUGACGGAGUGGACAUGAGAGGUGAAGUGGCACUGCUUUCACGUGACUUCGUCAUCGAAGGUCAGAUGGAGACCGAAUGUUACGUCACAGAAACAAACAGGGAAAAAGAAGAAUGGCUUUGUUCUCUCUUUGACUUCGACCAUUUCGGUGGACAUCUGAAGUUCACAUCCACUGAGUUCUACCACAUGGGGCAACAGGAGUUCACAGGCUCCUACCCCAUACACUUCCACAUGUGCGAUGACGUCAACGGCACCUGGGUCCGCAGCAACUCCGUCCACCACAGCCUGGCCAGAUGUGUCACUAUCCACGGCACAGACGGACUCGAGGUGAGCGAUAACGCCUGCUACGACCAUCUUGGCCACGGCUACUUCCUGGAAGACAGUGUGGAGCAAUACAAUAUUCUGGACGGGAACAUCGUAAUCGGAACGAAACACGGCACUCACAUAAUGACGGAUAUGAAAAACAGCUGGUGCAGCAAAACCCUGGCCUCGAAGUGCAAUUCUCUGUCCACGUUCUGGAUCACCCACUUCAACAACUACGUCAGAAACAACGUGGCCGCCGGCUCUGACAACGCUGGUUUCUGGUUCAACUACGCCGACCGCCCACUCGGACCAUCAGCUGCCCGUCAAGCAGAGAAGUUGGCCAACAACCAGCCAGGUGUCACAGAGUUCCAGACCAGACACACCCCCAUCCUGGAGUUUGACAACAACGUGGCUCACUCUAACUAUGAGAGAGGUCUGAUGUUCGACAGCAAAAUCUCAUACGGCAAAAUGUACCAUAACACGUUCAUCCCUGAAAACGCCAGAUUCGGAUCCAACGAGUACGAUCCCAGAGAACCGAACACUCCAGAAGGAACACCCGUUACCACCACCAUCAAGAGACUUACCGUGUACAAGAACCGUAAGGAGAAUAUCUGGCUGAGGGGAGCCAACACCAUUCUGGUCAACUCCAGUAUUGCUGACUCCCAGCGCGGACUCGUCAUGCCGCUGUCACAGAGCAACGGCGUCAAUGAAGUCAAGAACUCGGUGUUUAUUGGGAUGUCGGACAACUUGGGCGUCGGCUAUACGUACACCGAUUGGAGCUUUACAGGGGAAGAGAAACCGGUUCACAAGUUCAGCAGAUCGUUUCUGGGCUGGAGACCCACUGAUCCUCUGCAAGGAUUCGUCUUCUACCACGGCCCGAGCUACGUCACCAACUGCUACUUCAACGACUUCUACCACUGGCACUGGAACACUACGUGGGACAACGUCUUCAACCUUCCUGGGUAUCGAGCUGGAGGUGCACUUGGUUUCAGGAGAACAAACAUGCCCGUGUUCAGCGCAAGGAGCACUGUGUCGGGUCUCAAGUUUGGAUUCUGUGACCCGUGUGAAGGAAACAGCGUAUUCGACGGCAACAACACCACCCCAGGAUUUGAGAAGGACGGCGAGGGGAAACAGCAAGCAUCGUUCCACGACGUUGACGGUAGCGUGACGGGUAUGACCAACUCUCAGGUUGUUAAGAACAAUCCGUUCUUUACCACACCAAAGUGUUCCUUUAGGGACAACUGGGGCAUGGCCGUAUGUCCUCACAAAUAUGUUCAGGUCAUCAUUAGAAGCGAUGUCUGGAACACUGCCGACAAACCUGUCACCUUGAUCCGAGAUGACGCCCAUGAACACCCAUUCUCAAUGAACAAGAAUCAGGGUCGAAGGUAUCACUUCAUAGUAAACAAGACCUACACCGUUCAUUUCAACAACACGGUUCCUCAGCAGUUCAGCAUGCAGGCGUUAAACAUGGAAAGCUGGUACCCUUCCUACAAUUCCCGGAGGCCACCGCGAGAGGUCGCCACUAUACAGGAACUGGAUGCUGACACUUCCGGUGCGGCGUACUUCUGGGACAAGAAAGUUGGCAUGGUCUUCAUCAAGCUGAUGUCAAAUGAGACUCGAACUGAGAGGCAGAUGAUGUGCCCAAAUGGAAAAUGUCCAAACUUCAACCUAGUGAGAAAAGACGGAAGCAACACUGCAGACUGUCGGCAAUCAGCCAAUGGCCCUUACGUCAGACAAGCAGAGGAAGCCACAGUGGAGACCACAGCGCCCUCUUGUGUCAAGGCAUCAUCACAGGGUUUUGGUGCCGGUGAGACUCGCCCAACGACUGUUCCACUGACCAGUGCCAGCGACGGAGAUGACCAGUGUCCACAACAUGCUGAACCAGCACCUGAACCACUCACCAGUCAGUCUCGGGAUGCGCUGUUGACAACUGGCGGAGGGACAUGGAUGACAUGA